UUUCAUUGGUUUGUUGUUUGGCCGUCAGAUCUGUAGCCGUCAAAUUUUCAGUAUCCUGAUUCAAAUUAGACAUCAAACAGAUUAUUGUCGAUUGAAUUUUCUAGAACUGAAUGACGGAGCGCGACUCAAUAGAGACGGAGAUGAACCUAGACGCAGAGAUGGCAGUUAACAACCACAGCAGUGGGGGACCUCUGGUUAAAGUGUCCUCUUGUGGAACACUGGCUUCGGAGCACGGAUUUUCUGAAGUGUCAGACUACCUCUCCUCUGGCCACUUAUCAGAAAACAUACCAGCGUUCUAUAAAGACGCUUCCAUCUUCAUCACCGGUGCAACUGGGUUCCUGGGCAAGUCUAUUUUGGAAAAACUGCUGCGCAGUUGUCCCGACGUAGACCGCAUCUUCGUGCUAGUGAGAAGCAAAAAGGGCCACAAUCCGAACGAGCGAGUUGAAGCUCUUUUCAACAGCAAGCUGUUCGACCGGGCUCAGUCAGAGAGGGGAGAGGAAGAGUGUCGGCGGAAGGUGGUGGCCAUUGCGGGCGAUGUUAUGGAACCCAAUUUGGGCAUCUCUGCGGAGGACGAACAGCUGCUGGUAGAGUCGAACGUCACCACAGUCAUCCAUUCUGCAGCCACCAUCCGAUUCGAUGAACCCCUCAGGUUCGCACUCUCCCUGAACGUGGGAGGGACUCUCCGUGUUGUGCAAUUGUGCAGGAAGCUGCCGUGUUUGAAGGCUUUGGUGCAUGUGUCCACUGCCUAUGCCAACUGUGACCUGCCCUUCAUAGAGGAACAAGUUUAUCCUCCCCCAGUUGACCCACACAAGCUUCUAGACGCUCUAGACUGGAUGACAGACGAAGCCGCCUCAAAGAUCACUCCGGUGUUGAUCGGGGGCAAACCAAACACCUACACAUACACGAAACACCUGGCAGAGAACCUUCUCAUGGAGGAGGCUCAGAAGGGCGGAUUCGGAGGCAGACCCCUCCCGUACAUAAUCGUACGACCUUCGAUAGUGGGUGCCUCGUGGAGAGAACCCUUUCCAGGGUGGAUAGAUAACUUCAACGGACCCUCUGGACUGUUCAUCGCUUGUGGCAUGGGCCUGCUUCGAUCCAUGAUCGGCAAGCCAGAUGCCAUUGCAGACAUAGUGCCAGUGGAUAUUGUGUCCAAUGUGAUCCUGGCAGCGCCCUGGUACAGAGCGUGUGUCCUGAGUAGUUGCAGUAGUGGCAAUGUGAAAGCGCUAACAGUAACAUCUUCAAAUACCAACAACAGUAACAAUUCAUCCGCUUCUGUGUCUCCUCUCCUGGGAUCUCACAUCUCGGACUCUUCAAAUUCUUACUCUUCUUCUAUCCAAUCACCCGCCUCCUCCUCUCACACUAACAAGAAAUGUCCCCUCUCCCCGCCCUCAUCCCGUGCAUCGAGGUCACCUCCUUCGACAGAUCACGACCAUGAACUCACGAGCGACACAAGUGAAGUCGAGAUCUCGACAGGUGGUUCGUCUCGCGUAGUCACCCGACAGCACUCCUCGGAGUCGUCGGACGAAGUGAGCAACUCCUCGGACGACUGCGGAAUCGUCACUCCUGACAUCGGCAGAAAAAGCAGCGACAGUAGACAUCAGCAGCAGUUUAUUGUGAAUUGCUGUAGUGGCUACAUCGACAGGCCUGUCAAGUGGGGACCCCUGCCGACCAUGGUGGCAAACAGCUACUUGAAGAAUCCUAUUCAAACUGCAGUCAGAUACCCUAACUGCAACAUGACAAAUAACAAGAUGAUGUACUUUCUGUGGGUGUUCACAUGUCACCGAGUGCCCGCAUUCCUCAUGGACACAUACAUGCGUCUCAUCGGAAAGAAACCAAGGAUGAUGUCGAUGUACAGGAAGUUGCACAGGAGUAUGGACACUCUCUCUUUCUUCACGCAGAGACACUGGGAGUGGGAGGUGAACAGUCUGAGACACAUGCAACACGUCAUUGAGACCCUCUCCACGUCUUCUAAUAAACUGGGAGAAGGGACAACUGCAAGUGAGGAGGGAGUGAAGUGGGGCAAAGAGUGGAACACAAGUGUGAAGAAUAUAGACUGGGCAGAGUACCUGGAGAACUUCUGUGUGGGCACCAAGUGCUUCGUCCUCAACGAGGAGAUGUCCGAGCUACAUCUCGCCAAGCAGAGAAUGUCACG
This is a messenger RNA of Symsagittifera roscoffensis, 2152 nucleotides long. Its product is annotated as fatty acyl-CoA reductase 1-like. Lineage: Eukaryota; Metazoa; Xenacoelomorpha; Acoela; Convolutidae. Gene Ontology annotation, biological process: long-chain fatty-acyl-CoA metabolic process. Gene Ontology annotation, cellular component: peroxisome. Gene Ontology annotation, molecular function: alcohol-forming very long-chain fatty acyl-CoA reductase (NADP+) activity. The record is from RefSeq and is a predicted model, not a curated record.